Drosophila sulfurigaster albostrigata is the source of this 1407-nucleotide messenger RNA. Its product is annotated as methionine aminopeptidase 1D, mitochondrial. Gene Ontology annotation, biological process: proteolysis. The record is from RefSeq and is a predicted model, not a curated record. The coding region runs from base 61 to 1020 and encodes 319 amino acids. The transcript is spliced from 3 exons. Lineage: Eukaryota; Metazoa; Arthropoda; Insecta; Diptera; Drosophilidae. Gene Ontology annotation, molecular function: metalloaminopeptidase activity.
UCUAUUUAUUAUUUAAUCGAUAUUGUCAGCUGUUUAUUGUUAUGGUUUAUUGAAAGCAAAAUGCAGUUUAGAUCAGUGCAAAAUUUAUUUAAAAAUGUUAACAAUAGUGCAUAUUACUUACACCGGAAUUUUUUCCAAAUUACUAAACGUGAUAAGGGCAAAUGGGAUUUAAUUAACGAUACUGGAAAAGUUUCUGUUGAACGGAGCAUACCCGAGCAUAUUGAGAAACCUCCAUACUACUUCAAACAUAUGGGAGCCGGCAACACAUUAGGAACACCAGAAAUAAAAAAUGCGGAGCAAAUCAAGCAAAUGCGCUCGAGUGGCAAAUUAGCUGCACAAAUUCUUAGGGAAUGCGGCAGAAUGGCCACAAUUGGAACAACUACCGAUGAGAUAGACGAGUUUGCCCACAAGCGUAUUCUUGCCCACAAUGCGUAUCCAUCUCCGUUGCGAUAUGCAGGAUUUCCUAAGUCAGUGUGUACAUCUAUAAAUAAUGUAGCAUGUCAUGGUAUUCCAGAUGAUCGACAGUUGGUCGAUGGCGAUAUUAUCAACAUUGAUGUAACAGUUUAUCUGAAUGGCUGCCAUGGCGAUUGCUCAGAAACGUUUCUUGUGGGAGACGUUGAUGAACGAGGACGAUUCCUUGUGAGUGCCACACGAGAAUGCCUAAUGAAGUGCAUUGCACUCUGUGGACCCGGCGUGGCCUUUAAUGAGAUUGGUAAAUGCAUUGACCUAUUUUGCAGUGAGCAAAAGCUGGAAUCAGUUGCAGCAUUUAUUGGCCAUGGCAUUGGCAACUAUUUUCAUGGCCCGCCCGAGAUCUACCAUUACGCUAAUGAUGUUCCUGGAGAAAUGCAAUCAGGCAUGACAUUUACAAUCGAACCCAUCCUAUCUUUGGGCGGUGGAGAAAUAGGACUUUUAGAAGACGGUUGGACGGCAGUUAGCUUGGACGAUUCUCGCAGUGCCCAAUUUGAGCACACUAUUUUAAUAACAGAAAAUGGUGUCGAUAUACUCACAAGUGCAGACUAGAAAUACAUAUUGUUACAUAAAUUGUUAGAGACAUACAUAAAUGUUCAAUUUUAUUGCAGAGAGUUGAACGAAGCAAAUAAACAUAUAUUUGUGAAUAAAUACUUAUGCCGGCUUGCAGAAAAAUUUUGUUGUUUCCACGUGAAAUAAUUUGCUGAUGCGGAUGUUUGUGUUUGUGAAAUUGCCAGUUGAAAUUGGAGUAAUAUCCGUGCUUAACAUAGUUAGCUGCAUAUAGCAUUUGACUUUUGCACGGGCUUCUGUAUCGGCAGGAAGAGCUUGAACUCGGGCGGCAGUUCGUCCUCCGAAUAGAGCCGAUCAGAGAAAUAAACUCGACGAAUUCGACAGUUUGCAUGAAUCUGCACCCGUAAAGUUUCAACAUAGUUGGUGCCG